AUGGAUACGGAAGAAACUACUCUUCUACUGCCUAGGUUUCAGCCUUCGGCUUUAGACUCGAUUCCUAUUUACAACAUAGUACUGGAUAUUUAUGAUCUGAUUAGCGCCAGAGUCGAUACCGCUUUGAAAUAUGACCAGUUAAGGUCUCCUCAAGUCCAUUCAUUCUUAAUAAAGCCUCUGGUGGCUGAUUUAAGAGACGGAUUAUGUGCGGGAACUUUGUAUGGGCUUAUGGCCAAUAGCAUCCAGUUUACCAAGGAAAGUAGUUCAUAUGCUGCAAUGGCGGGGGUCAUGGCUACUAGAGCUAUGAUCUGUGAAAUCGUGGCUAUAAAACUUCUGAAAGAUUUUGAUGAGGAUGAUUUGAUGAAUGCAUUAACUUAUGAUUUCUAUCCUUUGGCAAGAGGGAUGCCCGAGAAUUCAUCGACGUCCCAGUCGACACAGUCACAAUUGAUCCCCCGUUGGCAGCGGCUGUCAACUCUUGAACUGGCUAUCAAGGCAGAAGCCAAACGGUUUCUGGCUCAUCCUGUUGUGAUUCAAGUUUUGGAAGAAAUAUGGAACGGAUCAAUCAUGUUUCAAACAUCGAUGCAUAAACUCCAUCGAGUCAAGUUUGCUAAUGAAGAAGAGGUACUGGCGUCUCAAUUUGGUCGCCGAGGAGCUGGAAUUAGAUAUAACUAUAGCGAUGCAAGUAUAUUAAAGCUUUCGCGGCUGAGAGUUCCACGGUACCGGCAUUUGCUCAAUCUUGCUUCGUUUUGCGUGCUUUUGGGGCUAUAUCUUAUGGUGCUAUCAUCACAUUCAAUGAAAAUUUCAACACAAGAGAUAGUGUUUGCUCUGUGGAGUCUAGGGUUUAUUCUAGAUGAAAUAGUUGGGUUUACCGAUGUGGGCUUUACUCUAUAUAUAUUGUCUCUAUGGAACCUAUUUGAUUUGAUGAUCCUGCUCCAGCUGAUUGGAUAUGCAUGUUGCAGAAUCAAUGCUAUUCGACUGAAUGCUACUGGUCAAAUUGACGAUGCAAAGAAGAUGCUUACUCUUAGUUAUGAUAUAUUGGCGACGGUAGCUAUAUUCCUAUUUCCUCGGCUGUUUAGCAUUUUUGACAACAACGAGUCGUUCUCACGAAUGGUUAUAGCAGUCAGGAAGAUGUCUAUAGAUCUGGCUAUUUCAUGGCUUGUCAUUGUGAUGCUUUCAUCUGGAUUCUGGAUCGCAUUUACGUUAGCGUUUGCGCGUAAUGUUUUCAGUUCUAAUCAAGUAGCGUUCGACUUGAUGAGAAUUUUGUUCGGUUUUACGCCUGUAGUAUGGGAGAAUUGGAAAUACUACUCUCCAAUCGGGCGUACAAUCCUGUUGUUUUAUUUAUUCAUAACCCAUUUUGUUGUCAUGACCCUGCUGUUUGCAGUUUUAUCAAAUAGUUUUUCGGAAAUUGUCGCAAACUCGCGUGAGGAGCAUCAGUACUUGUGUGCAGUGAAUACCAUUUCAAUGAUCAAAUCAGAAUCUUCAACUUUGUUCUCAUAUUCACCUCCUUUGAAUCUUAUUGAAUGGCUGGUAAGACCAUUCUUCUACAUCUUGCCGUUGCGUCAGUUUCUUAUUCUUAACCGCACACUUGUAAAGAUAACCCAUUUUCCUGUUCUUUAUACGAUUUUCAUAUACGAGAGAUUGUAUUUAAGGCUUGUCCAAAUACGAGAGAAGGUUAAAAAGGACAGUCAAAAUCAGUAUCGUAAAAAGCAGGAAGAGCGACUGAAAGCACUUGUCACACAGUUGUCGUCAGCGGACGAUGAAAUUCGUAGUGGAUCUGCUACCCCAAGGAAAACGAGAAAGAAAGGCAAACCCGUCAGUACCCCUGUCCCAGUGCCAGGAGCAGUGUCGCAUACAGAAGCUGUCAAAAAGCAUCAGUUAAUGUCGAAGAAAAUUUCCAAGUACGAUUUAUUGGAUGAGGUUUUCAAGCGGCCAUACAAGGGAACCAUUAAGGUCCGACCAAAGAAGCCCAAGAUCGAUCUCGAUGUGGAUAUAAACGAUAGCAUAAGCAGACCUCAGCGUAAUCGUGAUAUGUCACGGUUGUUCCACAGCAGGGCAGGUUCAUCAUGGACCUCGACCAGGCCUCCUGGUACUGAAAUAUACUCUGAUCCUGAAGAUACUACGGCGCGUCCAUACUAUGAGUCAGAUGCCAUUGACGAUGAAGAGUGGCCAGGGUCGUACAUUCCAAAUACAUUUGAGAGACAUCUUUCAGGUAACUCGUCGAUUGUUAGAAGGUUAAAUGAUCGAACCUCACCAUAUCUCUUGCCAACCGUGCCGUCUAGUACAGUUUUGAACAAGUUUCACAAUGAGGACAAUUCAGCUCAAAAUACUAGACGACGCCUGCCAAUCACGUCAAGAGGUCGGCUUUUCUCCUCCACAUCAUCACUGUUCCGUCAGGACUCAACUAUGUUGGGAAUAUCUCCAACACGGUCGACAUCGUCAAUACUUCGACGCGCAAACAUUCAUGGUGCUGUCAGAAAUCGCAAAUGGGGACCGGAUCAUGUAUCAGACCAUGGCAAGGUGAAACGGUCUACUAACCAUGACGACGAAGACAAUGAUGAUGAUGAUGAUUAUAUUGUAGCCAAGUCAGAUGCCGAUGUUGAGGAUGAGCCUGAUCAAGACGACGAAGACGACAGGGACGAUGGAGAACCAACAUCUCUUGCGGCAUUUAACGCCAAUCCCGUCGACCUUUGGCAAAUGCAAGAACAAAUAAUGAACCGAAUAGACAGUCUUGAGGGUCUUUUCAAGAACAUUGAUAAGAAACUUUCUCAAAUCGCAUCACAAAACUAA
This is a messenger RNA of Sugiyamaella lignohabitans, 2787 nucleotides long. It is a transcript of the gene YVC1, whose product is annotated as Yvc1p. Lineage: Eukaryota; Fungi; Ascomycota; Dipodascomycetes; Dipodascales; Trichomonascaceae. The coding region runs from base 1 to 2787 and encodes 928 amino acids. The transcript has a single exon. The record is from RefSeq and is a predicted model, not a curated record.